ACCGAUAGCAUUUGAUUUGGUAUUCCUAAUUCCUAAUUCCUACUAAUUCCUAAUCUAGUUUAUGCAUUUGAUUGCACAUAGUUUUCGUUGACCUUCCACAAGCUUAGGAGUAAGUGGUUUUGGCGCUGUGCCUCUUUUGACACAACAACAAAAAGACAUGGUUGCUCCUGCGAGACCUCAAUUUGUUCUCUUCGGAUCCUCCAUCGUUCAACUCAGUUACAGCCAUAGCGGUUGGGGUUCUUUUCUUUCCGACAUCUAUUCUCGCAAGGCAGACAUAAUUUUACGAGGAUACUAUGGAUGGAACUCGCGGCGUGCCCUCCAAGUCCUUAAUCAAGUUUUUCCAAAGGAUGCUGCUACACAGCCGUCUCUUGUGAUAGUUUAUUUUGGAGGUAAUGAUUCCAUGGGUCCUCACUCAUCUGGUCUAGGCCCUCAUGUGCCUCUUCAAGAAUAUAUUGCAAACAUGAGAAAGAUUCUGGUUCAUAUUCAGAGCCUCUCUGAAAAGACGCGUAUCAUUGUUCUCAGCUGUCCUCCUGUCAACGAGGAAUUAGUGCGUGGAAACACCAGUACAAUUUUUAGUGAGCUGGUAAGAACAAAUGCAUUAUGCCGAAGCUAUUCAGACGCUUGUAUAAAGCUAUGCCAGGAACUUGGUGUGAAAGUUGUUGAUCUUUUUAAUGCACUACAAAGUAUAGAUGACUGGAAGAAUGCUUGUUUUACUGACGGCAUCCAUUUAGCAGCUGAGGGAAGCAAAAUUGUGGUGAAAGAGAUACUGAAAGUACUUAAGGAAGCUGAUUGGAAGCCAUGCCUUCACUGGAAGUCCAUGAACACUGAAUUUUCAGAAGAUUCACCAUAUGAUCUUGUUGCUGCUGAUGGGAAGAAAACACUGAAUCCUUCUGACUGGACUUUUCAUAGAGAGGUUCAGUGGGAUUAAGCUUUAUCAACCUUAUAUUUAGCAGUUUCCUCCUUAUUUAUAUAUUUUGUUUUAAAAUAUUGAUUUGUUAUAUGGUGACAGAAUUGUCAUUCAUAAAAAUUGUGAUUUCAUUUCAUUGAAAAAUUAGCUUAUAUAGUAGAAUGUAGUUUCAUACUUCCGUAGCUAUAUGCAAGUUUCAUCAUGUCUGUUGUUCUGUGAGUUUUUAAAAUCAGUAUAAGUUAUAUGAUGUAAGAGACAUAAUUCCAUUUAUAAAGAUGAUGAUAUUAAAUCUCA
Messenger RNA from Trifolium pratense (red clover), 1201 nucleotides. Its product is annotated as GDSL esterase/lipase CPRD49-like. The record is from RefSeq and is a predicted model, not a curated record. The coding region runs from base 158 to 928 and encodes 256 amino acids. The transcript has 7 exons. Lineage: Eukaryota; Viridiplantae; Streptophyta; Magnoliopsida; Fabales; Fabaceae. Gene Ontology annotation, molecular function: hydrolase activity, acting on ester bonds.